This is a messenger RNA of Eutrema salsugineum, 1204 nucleotides long. RefSeq names its product agamous-like MADS-box protein AGL1. The record is from RefSeq and is a predicted model, not a curated record. Bases 305 to 1066 code for a protein of 253 amino acids. Gene Ontology annotation, molecular function: RNA polymerase II cis-regulatory region sequence-specific DNA binding; protein dimerization activity; DNA-binding transcription factor activity, RNA polymerase II-specific. NCBI's taxonomy places the organism in Eukaryota, Viridiplantae, Streptophyta, Magnoliopsida, Brassicales, Brassicaceae. The transcript is spliced from 7 exons. Gene Ontology annotation, cellular component: nucleus. Gene Ontology annotation, biological process: positive regulation of transcription by RNA polymerase II.
UACUAAUUCGUGGGUUUGAUAUGUUUCUUGUUUAUUGUUAAUCUACAAAGAGAUUCGAUCAUUAUACAGUAUAUAAUAUUAAUUAAUCUUAAAAGCCCCAAGUUUUGUGUGAUGUGAGUUUUUUGCCAGCUAAAAAUCUGAUUGGUUCUUAAGUUACCACAUCAUGGCUUUGAUAGAUUUCUUGAUAAUUCUUGAUCUUCAAAAAGAUUAAAUGAUCAUCAACCUUAAUUAGCCUCUCUCAUCUCUCUCAAACUCUCUAUCUCUCUCUCCCUCUUCUGUUGGUGUUUUUGAUUCAUCGGAUGAUAUGAUAGGAACAAUGGAGGAAGGUGGGAGUAGCCACGACGCAGACAGUAGCAAGAAGUUAGGGAGAGGGAAGAUAGAGAUUAAAAGGAUAGAGAACACAACAAAUCGUCAAGUAACUUUCUGCAAACGACGCAAUGGUCUUCUUAAGAAAGCUUAUGAGCUCUCUGUCUUGUGUGAUGCUGAAGUUGCUCUCGUUAUCUUCUCCACUCGUGGCCGUCUCUAUGAGUAUGCCAACAACAGUGUGAGGGGUACAAUUGAAAGGUACAAAAAAGCUUGUUCAGAUGCCGUCAACCCUCCUUCCGUCACCGAAGCUAAUACUCAGUAUUAUCAGCAAGAAGCCUCUAAGCUUCGGAGGCAGAUUCGAGACAUUCAGAAUUCAAACAGGCAUAUUGUUGGGGAAUCACUUGGUUCCUUGAACUUCAAGGAACUCAAAAACCUCGAAGGGCGGCUUGAAAAAGGAAUCAGUCGCGUCCGAUCCAAGAAGUCUGAGCUAUUAGUGGCAGAGAUAGAGUAUAUGCAGAAGAGGGAAAUGGAGUUGCAACACGAUAACUUGUACCUGCGAGCUAAGAUAGCAGAAGGCGCGAGAUUGAAUCAAGAACAGCAGGAAUCAAGUGUGAUACAAGGGACGGCGGUUUACGAAUCUGGUGUGUCUUCUCAUGAUCAGACGCAGCAUUAUAAUAAUCGGAACUAUAUUCCGGUGAACCUUCUUGAACCGAAUCAACAAUUCUCCGGCCAAGACCAACCUCCUCUUCAACUUGUUUAAGGAGCUAAAAAAUGAAAACUUGUUUCUUCCUCUCAAAACGAUUUAGCGAGAGAGAAAGACUAGAGAGUACAUUAUAUUUAUGCGACUUCAGAGUUUAGGUUCCAAUAAUAAUUAUUGAAAACAAAACGCUUGUUUCUA